GGAGAUGAUGAUUUGCUUUAUGAUUUCCAGGAGCCUUUUGAAAGUUCUGGCUUUCAUGCCUAAAGGCAAUGAAUUCAAAGAUGCUGCACUCUUUUCUUGUGCCCUCGGUUUCAACGCAAUCAUUUACGUUUGGUCUCUGUAGCUUCCACCAGAAAACGUGCCUGCAAGCAGGAGUCAUGAGUUUCCACCACCACCCUCGAUAUAUUAGCUCGAUGGACGCAGGCCGGGAGAAGGCCAAGGCAGCGAGAACUGCUUCUUCCUCUCACUCAGCUAGUUCAAGGGAAACAUGGGUGGGUCGAGCAACGUGAAGCCCGUCAUUAGCAAGAUCUACUGCUCCUCCUCGCCCACGACGCUGACGGUGAGGAAGAGGCCUCACGUCAUCAAUGGAGGUGGCUUUGUGGUGAUGAACGCCAGCCAUGGUGCGGUUUUCGUGGUGGAAGGUUGCGGAAUCCUCGGAGUCAAGGGGGAGUUGGCGUUGAAGGACGGUGACGGAGGGCUGAUACUCUCCAUCAGCAAAAGGGGAGGAAUCGCCCAAGCUCUGAGCACCCGCCGCAGAUGGAGCGGGUACUUGACGGACUUCGAGGGAAGGAAGAAGUCGGUGUUCAGCUUGACCGAUCCCAAGUGCCCGAUGAGCAACGCCAUCAGGAUCCAUCUUGAAUCCAGCGGACACAGCGGAGGCUGGGACUUCCAAGUUCACGGGUCCUUCGUCGACAGGACAUGCACCAUCGAGGAUUACAGCGGAGACAUCGUUGCGCAGCUCGGAGCGACGGACAUGGUCGGCGGCAAGGAGUUGUACCAGGUGACGGUGCAGGCGGGCUACGACCAAGCGUUCAUCGUUGGGGUGCUUGCCGUCCUCGACAACAUCCAUGGGGAAUCCACUCGGUGCUGAUGAAGAUAACAUAAGCCUUUCCUCGUUACUGCUAAUUAGAGAUAGAUGAGAAGAAGCUUGUUGACAUGGUUGCAUGCAACAUCAUAAAACCAAUCAUGACUUACUCUUCUAGUCUUCAUUAUCUUUUAGUUUCUGUCUCCUUUAUAAAGAAUAUGACUAUAAAAAUCGUGAUCCUUCGACAAUUGAGGAAUCGGAGAACACAUCUUCUGAGUUGACUAUCGGAUCCAACUCAAAAGCUGAGACGGAAGUCAAGAUGUCCAUACAAAGUUGUCUACAUAGUAAACUAUGUUUAUUAUGAUGAAGGUUAUGAACAUCGAAAACUAUGUAUAAU
Molecule: messenger RNA, 1220 nt
Organism: Musa acuminata subsp. malaccensis (wild Malaysian banana)
Lineage: Eukaryota; Viridiplantae; Streptophyta; Magnoliopsida; Zingiberales; Musaceae
Product: protein LURP-one-related 6
Source: RefSeq, a predicted model, not a curated record